UACAGCCCUCUUCCGCCAUCUUGGGAACAAGGAGAGAUUACCACCCCCAAUAUUUAUUAGCAAGGUGUCACAAGAACAUUACACGGGAAUAAGGGUCAAUCACCUGGCCCUGUUGAUACUUUUGGACAGAUUUUGUCUGUGCAAUUGCAACAAUGUCGGGCCAGAGCAUCAUGGACCGCGUUCAGGCGGCUAGGCAUAGCAUUGCCGGUCAGGGGUUGGCAAAAUCCGUCUGCAAAGCCACGACAGAAGAAAUCAUUGGACCAAAGAAAAAGCAUCUUGAUUAUUUGUUACAAUGCACGAACGAACCAAACGUGUCGAUCCCCCAACUGGCCGACCUCCUGAUAGAGCGAACUCAACAUGCAAACUGGAUCGUGGUCUACAAGUCUCUCAUCACAAUCCACAAUCUCAUGAACUAUGGCAACGAGAGAUUUACCCAGUACCUGGCUUCAAACAACUGCACGUUCAACCUUGGCAGUUUCCAUGACAAGGCGGGCAUGCAAGGUGAGGGAAUGGUUUCUGUUACGGGAUACGACAUGUCGACAUACAUCAGAAGAUAUGCUAAAUAUUUAAAUGAGAAGGCCACUUCCUACAGACAGAUGGCCUUUGAUUUUUGUAAAGUAAAGCGUGGGAAAGAUGAUGGACUACUCAGAACUAUGAACUCAGAAAAGCUCCUGAAAGCGCUGCCAGUCCUUCAGAGUCAGUUGAAUGCACUUAUAGAAUUUGACUGUACGCCAAACGAGCUGACAAAUGGUGUGAUUAACGCGUGUUUCAUGUUGCUCUUCAAAGACCUCAUACGACUGUUUGCAUGCUACAAUGACGGAAUCAUCAAUCUUUUAGAAAAAUAUUUUGACAUGAACAAGAAGCAGUGUAAAGAAGGCCUCGACAUUUACAAAAAGUUUUUAGUCAGCAUGGACAAAGUGUCUGAAUUCCUCAAAGUUGCUGAGAAUGUUGGUAUCGACAGAGGGGAUAUUCCUGAUCUGGCCAAGGGAAUGAGGAACAAUACGAAAAGUGCUCCAGCAAGUCUCCUCGAUGCCCUAGAGCAACAUCUCCUGUCUCUGGAGGGAAAGAAGGGAUCUGUCACCACCACCACUGCCACCCCCAAACCAGCAGGGUUUGCCUCUGCACUGUCAACUAUCUCCAACAACAGCUCAGCGUUAAAUGUAAGCGAGGAUGAAAAGAAGCGGAUCCUAGAUGAGGAGAACCAACGCCUACACCAGCUGAAGGUAGAACAGCGAAUGAAGGAACUACAGUCAACUUCCACUACCACGCCAACCUCAUCGCCGACCACCCAGUCAAACCCAUUCACAGCAGGGACAGCGACGACCAGAUCAGUGGACUUGUUUGGGCCCAAUUCCCCGACAGCAUCGUCCACUCCUGCAACCAAUGGGAAACCAAGCGAUGACUUGCUCAGCCUCAAUGCCAACCCAUUUGCACAGAACGUAGAGAGUGUAAUGGCUACAGCGUAUGGCGGACAACAGCAGCAGCAGCAGCAGCAGCAGCAACAAAACAACCCUUUUGCAGUGAACACAGGCUGGAAUACCAACAACACAGCCAAUUUUGGCAAUGAAGUUGACUUUGCAAAAGCAUUCAACAACACCAAUACCCCAGCACAAGCAGGCCUGGAGACCCACCCACUCCCGGCUCUGGACACCACGGCACCACCAGCUGGGGCUGACCUUGGUUCUCCCCUUGACCCUCUGGAUCCAUCGCGUCACACCUCGGGAGCUACGGAACCUGCGUCCUUUGGCCUGGGAGGACUAGAUAUGUCUGGGGCACCAGACCUGCAGACUGGCUCUAUGGGGAUGCCCAUGGAGGCCCCAGGGGGUCCCGGUCAAACAAUAGGGAUUGGCAUGACUACUGGAAGAGGCCCUAGUCCAGUAAUGGGGAUGGGGAUGAACCCUACUGGGUCUCCUCUUCCAGUGAGGAUGAACAUGGGGAUCGGGAGAUCCUUCUCAGGGGAUGGGCCAGGGGAUGGGGAUGGGGAUGGGAAUGGGGACCCAAGCCAGAUGGUAGGUCUUGGUGGCCCGGCACUGUCUCCUGGGCCUGUGCGACGCGGUGUCAGUCCCACAGGUUUUGCUACAGGCGAGUGUGGCCUGUCACCCGCCUCUCCUAGCCCAGCACACCUCCCUCGAAGCACCACCCCCACCUAUCUGGAAACAGCUGGUUCAGUGGGGCGCACCAGCCCUGCCCUCGGACUAUCUGACACCAGCGGUUUUGAUGCAUUUGGCGAGGUCCUCCAGCCACACAACAAGCCUAACCAAUCAGACAGUAAUCAAAAGAAAACCGACUCAACCAAGCUCCUGGCAGGGGAUCUUGACAGCAGCCUCUCCACACUCGCAGGCAACCUCCACAUCGGGGGCCCGGCACAGCAGGUCAAGAAAGCUGAGCAUCAAUGGCAGCCGAAAGGAGAGCAGAAGCUGACUGGGGGUACCAAUUGGCAGAUGACGUCUGCAAUGGCAUCCACCACUUGGAACCAGCCAGGGAUUGGUCAGCAACCAAUGAACCAACCACCUAUGAGCCAGCCAAUGGGACAGCAGUUUCAGCAGCCAAUGAUGGGAGCACCUCCUAUGGGCUAUGGGCAGCCUGGAAUGGGUCAAGGUCAACCCAUGAUGGGCAUGGGCCAGCAGCCACAGAUGAUGGGUAUGAACAUGGGCAUGGGACAGAGGCCACCGAUGUAUGGGACCGGGAUGCAGCCAAUAGGAUUUCAGCAGCCACGCCCACCCAUGCCACAAUCCAACAAUAUGAAUGAUCCAUUCGGGGCAUUGUGAGGCCCAGCUUGCUUGUCUCAAGGUUGACAACAGACCAGAAGAUGAACAUAUUUGUUGUACAAAUGACAUAGACUGUGAACUUGUGUACAUAUUGGUGGAUGUUGCAAAGAUAAUAUCCUUGGCCUACUAUGACUAUCUCAUGUAGUGUGACGGCCUAGCAGUGUACACUAGAUGGCUCGGAGUCCUGGCCCCACCCCUCUUUGCCCAACAUAGUGUACAGUUAUGAGGAUAUAUUGUAUAGGUAGGCGGGUAACUAGUCAACAUUUGAGGCAUCGUCAACUGUGGUAUCUGUGACUCACUCUACACGUUUUUUACUAGGGGUGUCAUGAUACGCUUGCAGAACAGACAACAUCUAACGCAACAUUCAGCUUCAGACAUGUAGCCAUUAUGUUUACCUCAUUAUACAAUGUGAACUGACAACAUGAAGCUUUCGUGCACACAUUUGGACUGUCAAGCUAUAAUUAUUCCAUUCAUAGUUACUACAGAGCUAUUUCAAAUCUUGAUGUAACAUAUGGUCAAUUUUGUGUGAUUGUCUGCUGUUUUACCAUCCGUCUCAUGUUGCUUUUCACUGUGGUACUUUUGAUUCUUCACAAAUAUCAAGUAUCAAUAUACAAGGAAAGAUGUGUGUUCUGGGAACUGUACAGCCAUGACACCCCUAUAUUUUAUGCACGGUACAUUCACUAGCCAAGCAGCACAACAAGAUGUAGACAAAACCUGUAAGUGUAAAUGUUGGUUAUAGUGUAAUGACCAGUUCAGGGAAUCUGAAUGUUUUUACAUUGAGAUAUUAAUUACUUUCUGCAGUGAAAAUUUUAAGAUCUCUUUUGCUGUAAUGCAAACAGUUCGAACUUUUGGAAACUUUUCCACAAUAUCAAUGCCAAAUAUAACACUUUGUUGCACAGUUGAGUUACCUAACAUAACACAUGUGUAGUACAUAAAAAGUCGAAAAGUCAUCCUUUCAUGCACAGUUUAUCAAAACUUAUCAUUAAUCAAAGAUGGCAAUUAUAUGAAUUUCUGUGUGUAUAUAUAUUAAUAUAUAUGUUUACAUGUAUAGAGGCUGCCGAAACAAAACUGUCAGUACUUAUAUGUUUAAAUGAUGGACUAGCUCUGUUGUGCUUAGGAGUUGUCUCCCUGUUCCUGCUAUACAGUAAGCUACAAAGGAGAAGCGGACCUUCAGGCAAGGCACCAUGGAGGGGAUGUGUGAGAUAUGUCAUGUGUUUUUCAGUGUCAGCUGUGAAAUUACCACGUGCUCCCCAGCCGUGUGUUCAGCAGCCAAGCGAUGGUUCAUAACAUCCUAUGUAACCAGGUGUCUAGUGAACAUGUGUACCAUCGCUGUGGCGACACAUGUACCAACAUUGAACCAACAUGUGUCAGUCAGCACUAUCUGCAGGAGGUAUACACAAAUAUACAUAGGCUAAACUAUUCAAUUGUUCAAUUCAGAUUCAUUUAUCAUCACAUGAAUGAACAGAUGUCACCAGUAUCAGCCUUGGGUUGUUGAGGCCACACGAGUUGAUUGAUUUAAUCACCCUGAAAAUGUUUUUCAUUAUCUAUAAGGAUGUUUGGGUUAAAAUCAAAGGACUUCAUCAGGCCAGCAGAAGACAUUCACUAGUCCUGUGUCCUACUGAAUGAGGGGUUUUGUCAUUGGUUAUCAUGCAGACUCCAUAAAACUGAUCAUUGACAUGGGAAGUUCCUGCAUCACCACCAUGCAAACUCCAUGCACUCUUUAUUGCCUCGGUCAUUGUAAGGAGUUAUCAUGUCACUGGUCAUAUGCAGGCUCCAUACACUGAUCAUUGCCUCUGUUGAUAUGAGGAGUUCUUGUAUUACUUGUAUGCAAGCUCCACUUGCUUCUGUUCAUGUUUCUGUAUCACGGUUGUUUUAAGCAAUAGUUCAGUUACACAGCUUUUGCUUUUUUGUAAAAUAUAUUUUAAAAUAUGAAAUAAACUGCAUGAUUUUGUUAAUUUUAUUUUAGUCAUAAAUACUGCAGAUCUGCCCGAGUUAGAGCAGUGACCAUAUACAGAUAUGUUUGUGGCCAAUGUAGAAUGAACUCUAUCCAGAGUUAUGUAAAUAUGUCAUUUUGAGAUUAUUGUAUAAUACUGUAAACCAAUAAAAUGAGAGGACCCUGUCUUAGGCCAGAUGAUUAUGACAGAAAUCUAGCUACUUCAAGUCACAUGAAGAUAUCCAUGCUUGUAUAAGCAUGGAUAAAGGGUUGUGAGUAACUCAUAUAAGAUAUUCUCAAAGAUUUAAAUUAUCAAAGAUAUUAAUCAUAAUGUAACUGCUCUAUCAUAUACUUGACUUAAUUGAUACCAAUUAUUAUUUUUUAAUUUUAUCAAAUACCUGUCAGGUGUGUUAAGGAGAAUAGUGUCAAAGAUUACUAUAUAUAAUGUAUGUGGUACAGAACAGCUACUCUCAUUCUACAUGACUAGUUAGCCAGAGUAUUGUGAAUGCUACCAACUACUUACACGGCCAGCGAAUCAGGGCACCUGUUCUCCUUGCAGGAUCAUUAUGUUGUUUUUGUUGUUAUUACACUGUUUCUCCUCUGUGAUUGUUAGAAGGGACGUUUUGCCUGCUGUUAAUGUAUGCUUGUUCCAGUCAUCAGAAUGUCAGUUGUUAUUCAUGCACAGAGUAACUGAAGGAAGUGUAAUUUAUGAAAAAACACUGUAGUGACGGCACACACAGCACCAUCUCCUAUGUAGUGGUUGCAGUAUGGAUAUAUACCGCUCAACAUUUGACAAGGACAGAAGACUUUUGUCAAAGGUGUAGUCCUUAGCAAAUUUUGAGUAUAUAAUAUACAUAAGUAUUGUAUUGUGUAGUUUUGCUAAAACUGAAUUUGUUUUAGAUAUUUAUGCGAAGAUAUUUCAUCAGAACCAAUAUAUAGUUCAUGAAUUUUUAUGAUCAGCUGAAGGUUUGAUCAAUCUGUAUGCCAUACAGUGAUGGAUAUAUAUAUAUAUAUGUAUGGAUAAGUUCAUGUUAAACCUACAGAUAAUGUUUCCAGCGUAAAGAUUUAGUAGUAAAGCCCUGUAUUCUUCACUUGUGAGGCCUGUUAACUGUUGUAUUUUGCAUAUGGUGCCACUCAAGCGUAGUGUUGUGUGUGUCUGCUACACUUUCUAUGUCAUAAAUUAUCUACAAUAAUACUAAUAUCAGCUCCUAUUUAACAAUCAUGAGUUAGGGUACUUCUUGUACUAGUUAAAUAGAAGAUCAUAUCAUAGUUACAUAUGGCAAGGGUGAUUCAUGGAGGCACAUUGUUGUUAUUGUCUGUCUACACCAGAUUGUGGUAUCCUGGAUUGUCUUAGAGUAUCAGUGCAUGGCAGAGAUUCCACUAGGCAUUACUCUAGGGCAUUAGCUUGCUUAAUGUCAUUUGUUUCAUGUAACUAUCGGUCUCAGGGAUGACCUGACUAUGUUUUGAUCUUUAAGACUGUUGAAGAUGUCGAUGACCUGAUCUAUUGUAUAACCAUUUCAUAUCUCUGGAAUUCUGAAAUCUCAAUAAAAUCAGAUCGUUGUGCUCAUUCUAGCUACUGGAGCAGUAGGGAGCACUAAGAUCUGACUUUAUUGAGACUGCUGUAUGCUGUUGAUUCACAGGACAUGUCGUCCUUUUCUUUGUUCUUACUUCAGUGCGGUUUGUCCAUUCAGGAGAAACGUGGUAAGCAUAUCAUGGCCACAGGUUGGAACGGUUUUGAUAGACAAUCCACUGUGGAGCUUCUAUUUAUGGUAGAAAUUAUUGAGCUGAAUGCUGAAAUACUUCAUCGCUUGGCCAAGGAUGUAAUAUAUCUGCAUUGUAAAUGUCAUUGAACAUGUAGACAACCUUUCUAUCGGACAUUUAUAAAAGCUUAUGCUGUCUUCUUGUUGGAAGACAUACUGGAAAAUUAUUCUCAAUAGUCUUUGAACCUUCAUAGAAAUUGUUGGGAAUUUGCGUUUUGUAAAUUUUUCACAGAAAUCAGUCUUCACUAGUACUUGAUGUCCUAGGACUGUUCUUUGUAUAUUUAAUAAUAUAUGCCUUGGGUCCAUUAGCACAGCUCCAAUGUGUUCAGACCAUCAAGGUCAUUAAUUAUUCUGAACAUCACCUACAUGAUGCUGAUGCAGUAUUACCAGUCUCAAGUUCAGGAAAUAGUCCUACAAUUGGCCCAGUAGGCCCAAGGUGUAUUAGUACUUAAUGUCCUAGUAGCUUCUCAUGCUCCUGCUUGAUAUUGUGUAAGAAUCAGCUGUGGAGUUAGCCAGUGCUGCUUUAACUGUAAAUCUCCAGAAUGCUCUGGUUCAGUCUACAAGCCACCGGAGGACCUGGGUCCUACAUAACAUUAGAGUAAUCACCCUUAGUCCAUCGUCCUCAUUGGUAGCAUGGAGUUACCUCCCUUGUAUGAUGCUCCGGCAUUCUGCAAUGGCGGUGUCACUUGUCACUGUGUAUGUGUGAUUACCAUUAUUAUAUGGCAGAGCAGAAGGUAUAGAGCAUCUGUAGGCAACUAUGUCACAACAGGUGAAAAUAAAUAUAUAAGAAAUA
Haliotis rubra (blacklip abalone) is the source of this 7254-nucleotide messenger RNA. Its product is annotated as phosphatidylinositol-binding clathrin assembly protein LAP-like. Gene Ontology annotation, biological process: clathrin coat assembly; synaptic vesicle budding from presynaptic endocytic zone membrane; clathrin-dependent endocytosis. NCBI's taxonomy places the organism in Eukaryota, Metazoa, Mollusca, Gastropoda, Lepetellida, Haliotidae. The transcript is spliced from 24 exons. The record is from RefSeq and is a predicted model, not a curated record. The coding region runs from base 153 to 2768 and encodes 871 amino acids. Gene Ontology annotation, molecular function: phosphatidylinositol-4,5-bisphosphate binding; clathrin heavy chain binding; SNARE binding. Gene Ontology annotation, cellular component: clathrin-coated vesicle; clathrin-coated pit; synaptic vesicle.